ACACAUCCGGAAAUAGCCGAAGCGGUCAUCUGUGAGCAAUCGAAGCGUACGAAGCCGAAUUCCAGCGGGGGAGCCAUCAUGGCGGACGUAAUCGAGCAGCUCCGAGCAGAUGGGAUCGAGAAGCGGGUGGUGCGGGAAGGCAGUGGGCCACUGUCCGACUACCAGGAUGGCACCAAGGCUACCUUCCACUACCGCACUCUGCUCUGCAGUACGGACGAGGAAGUACUGGAUGACAGUCGUACAAGGGGCAAACCUAUGGAGCUCAUUAUUGGCAAGAAGUUCAAGCUGCCUGUCUGGGAGACCAUCCUGUGCACUAUGCGGGAGGGAGAGAUGGCCGAGUUCUUGUGUGACACCAAGCAUGUGGUCUUGUACCCAAUGGUGUCAAAGAGCUUGAGGAAUAUUGCAGCUGGGAAGGAUCCACUGGAGGGGCAAAGACAGUGCUGUGGUAUUGCUCAAAUGCAUGAGCAUCACUCUCUGGGCUACCCAGACCUUGAUGAGCUUCAGCAGAAUCCCCAGCCUCUCAUCUUUGCCAUUGAGAUGCUCAAGGUGGAAAGCCCAGGCUCAUACCGUCAGGACCCUUGGGCCAUGUCUGAUGAGGAGAAGUUGAAGGCUGUUCCUCUGAUCCACCAGGAAGGCAAUGAGCUCUACAAGGAAGGCAAAGUGCAGGAGGCAGCUGCCAAAUACUAUGAUGCCAUCGCUUGCCUCAAGAACCUGCAAAUGAAGGAACAGCCAGGGUCCCCUGACUGGAUACAGCUGGACCAACAGAUCACCCCUUUGCUGCUGAAUUACUGCCAGUGUAAACUGCUGAAUCAUGAAUAUUAUGAAGUGCUGGAUCACUGUUCUUCCAUUCUCAACAAGUAUGAAGAUAACGUCAAGGCCUACUUCAAGAGAGCCAAGGCACAUGCAGCUGUCUGGAAUGCAGUUGAAGCUCAGGCUGACUUUGCUAAGGUCUUGCAGCUUGACCCAUCCCUGGGCCCGGUGGUCACCCGGGAACUUCGCAACCUGGAGACCCGCUUGCGUGAGAAAGACAAUGAGGACAAAAUCCGCUUCAAAGGCAUUUUCUCUCAGUAGCUGCUGUGCCAACCUUUGCUGCCACCCCUGCCCUCAGAUGAGAGAGCUCAAGCUUUGCCCCUAGUGCUCCUGGUGAAGGCAGCAUAAAUGGGAUUGUGUGGCUCUCUCAUGGGGCUGGUAGGUCUCUACCCUCAACACAGCUCUUGAAGCAAGGGUGUCGUCCUUUCUUGUCAACCAUGUGUCAUCUCUGUAUGAAUGCCACCCUCUGCGACUGCCAAAGCAAGUGGGACAGGACAAGGAAGACUUUCUAAUUCUCUGGGCCAAAGUAUGUAAAGCUUGCCAAGAGGGUAGCUACCAAAUUUAACACCAGCCUCCCUGCAACCCCUGGAAUUGGUUGUUUUUUUUGGUUUGCUAUACAGGUGCCUUUUCCCCUCCUGCUCAUUGUGAAGGAAGUUUGCUUCCUGAGCUGGUUCGGUGUCUUUAGGGCUGCCUGAGGAUGCUGGCUGUGGGGUUUGAGUCUGGUUGUGCUGUCUGGGAUCAGGUGGGGCCCGAUUUCCAUCAUAGCACUGUGUGUGUCUCAGGUCUAAGGUCCCAACUGAAGAGAGAGAAAGUAACCUUUAUUGCAUGAUGAGAGCUGCAUGAGCAUAUUUGCCCCUUGCCUCUCCUGGGUGUAUGGUAGUGCAUUGCUUCUGCCUGCGUAUACACUUGCUAUAUUGUCCUUUUUGCUGGCUCCUUAUUUUACUUCGGUUUGUAGGAUUAUGUAUUUGAACCCACAUAUGGAGAACCUUUGCUAGUGUCUGUGAUGGGUAUAUGGUUGAGUAGAAUUCAGCACAUUUUCUCCAAGGAAGGUGAACUCUUGAGCAAAUGAAAUGUCUCCUUUAGUAAAUGAAAUGUGGCUACUUGUGCUGAUAUCCAGGAGGAUAUUUUAAGAGAAAACUUCUUCAGCAUGCCCUAAUGUUGCUUAAAGUUUGUUUCAAGCUUGUUGAGAUGCAAAUAUCAACACUGGAAGUCAGUGCUGUAUUUCUUCUACUGCUGUAUCUACCAAAAAGAAACCUCUUUGGGUUCACCUUCUGACACUACUUUGGACUUUUGGUAUAUUGGUUAGUAGGGGAGAGAGAGAGUCCUGAGCAUUAGGUUUUCUGACAGAGUGCACAUCCUGAAAGGUGAUGUCAGAUAACCUAACGAUUAUCAUAUAUAUAUGCGGAGUUUGUUUCCAAGAGGUACCAAAUCCAAAAGAAAAAUGAGUUAUAGGUGUCAUCAAAACUAUCAAAAUGUAUAAAAUAGCUUUGGCAUCAGAAAAUGGCAUGUUAUAGCAAAAGCACAUAUCCUCAGCACUUCUUUUUUUGAUUCCUGUAAAAGUUGUUCAGAUGGAUUUGGUACCUUUUCGAAACAAGCUCCAUAUAUUUGAGGAGCUUCCUCCACAGUAUAUUAUGAUAGCAUUCUCGUCUGGAUUUUGUGGCUCUCUUUUUGGCUUUUGACAUCUUCCUAAGACUGUAUCCAGGAAGACAGUGCCCAGUAGAGAUACUUCCUUGCCAUUAGUGGCAACCAGCAGCAAAGAGGUGUCAGUGAUAGGGAUCAUCUCUAAAGGCACUUGCAAAACAUUUCCCCAACCAUGAAUAGCAAAAGUUCACUAAGGAUGUGUGGUAUAUAUUAGCAUAGGCUCCUGUGUGGGGCUGCCCUUUUAUGUCCAGUCCUACACAAAAAAGUAGGUCUUUAUCAAGGUAAUGUCCACAUUCAUCAGCUGGAUAUGUCUUCUUAGGCCAUCAAUUUUGAUAAGUUUGUGUUAGUAUAUGUGGAGGCAAAGCGUGAUUUCAUGCAUGAGUUGCUCCUUAUCUGACAGAUCAGCUCUGUCAGAGAUAAUAAAAUGAUGAAGGGCCCAUUCACAUCAUGCAGUUAUAGCAGUGUUAUUUCACUUUAACUGCUAUGGUUCUAUUCAAUAGAAUCCUGUGAUCUGAAGUUUGGUUGGCGACACCAGGGGAUCUCUCUGGCUGAGGAUUCUAAAUGUAAAUUUUAGGAUGCUGUAGGACAGAACCAUGUCAAUUAAGGUGGAAUACUAGCACCAUAAUUCUGUAGUGUGAAUGAGACUUAUGUUACUGGUUUUUAUUCCCCUAGACCCUACCACAGAGUUUGGGUAACUUUCAGGGCAAUUUCCAGUGCUCUGCUUGGAUGUUUCUUGAUUUGAUGUUGCACUAGUGUAUAUAAUGCCUACACUGCUUUGGAACCAGGCAGAAGAAAGAAAAGCCGUCCUUAGCAAAAUCAAAGCACUUUAAAGUCGUAUGCAGAGUGAUAUGGAAAUGGGAUUGAUCUGGACUAGACAGGAAAAGAAAUGGAGGGAUGAGGUCUAGAGGAGCUGCAAGCAACAUGGUUACAUGAGUCCACUGCUUUUUAGGUGUUCAUGGGCAAAACACAUAAAUUGCUGCUCAGAGAGAGGUGGAGUGAGUAAUAUUAAUAGGGUGGCACUGUGGUCUAGUAGUUGAUAACAUGAACAGAUGCUCAAGUACUUUCUUUUCCUAAGCAGAUUGAAAUUCCCAGCUUCUUGCCAAGACUAGAAAUGUAAAAAGCUCUUGUCUCCCACCUCACCUCCUCCUAAAGAACCUUCUUCCCCAUGUGCUACAAUUGUUGUCAUUGGCCCAAGACCAUUGUGGUUGUUUUCUCACUUGAAAUAGCAAGCACAUUUGGCCCUUUUCCCACAGGAAGUAGUUAGGUUUGGUAGGAUCAUGCUCCAGUUUUAGUAAUAUGAAGCUUGGUUACAUGCAGUAUCCUUUGUAUAAGCAUAGCUGUAGACGUUUAUGCUAUUAGCUUAGAUUUAUCAUGGAAGUUGCGCAGUAUGUUUGUAACUUUUAUUCAGAUCCAUGGAUUGCUUCUAAGGUAAAUACAGGACUAUCCCUGUAUCUGUGGGAUAGGCUCCCAGAUUUUGCAUGGAUAUGCAAAACUCCAGGUAAUAGAUAAUAGUCCUUUUGAAAUGAACUUCUUGCUCAAGAAUACCAUAGACGUGCUGGAGAGUCUAAAAAUGCUUAGUGUCCAUUUUCUGUCUGAAGGUGCAAGUACCAGUCCUGCAGAUUAGGGGUAGCGGGGCAGGGGAGUCAUACUGUAAGUUGCAUUUUGUUUUUAAUGUUGGACUCAGUCAUGAUUAAACUUUGUAGGUAUUUCCGACUAGAUCCACGUUCAUAUCUAAAAGAUUUUGCUUUUCCAUUUUCUUUGUGGAUUACUCACAUAGCUUCAGCUUGCAGCAGGUCAAACUUUUGCUCUUGAUUACUUGUGCCUUUUUUGUGAAAUCUGUUUUGCAGAAUAAACACUGGUAGGUUCUAUAUCCAGGAGUCCUAGUUGUGAACAGGUAUGUGUAGGUUUAGGGAUAAAAGAAUUAUCAAUGGAUAUCAGAUCCCAACACAAAAGUGUUUUUUCUUGAGCAUAAAACUGUAUGAGGUCUUGAGUCUGCUUUGGGCGAAUGAAUACUGCCAUUUACUUCCCACUUCAAACUGGAUGAACCAGUUUGUUCUUCUUUAUGUAUCUGCAGACCCAAGAAUGUAUUGUCUGUCUGCAGUGUAGUCAAAUCAGCAUUUCCUUAUCUAUUUGUUUGUUCUGAGGUUUUCCUUGACAGUGUUGACUGCCUUCAGCAGAUAAGUGUGCAAUGCAUCAGUUCAGAUUUCCCUUCUCAUCACCAGCACCCAGUUUUUCUGAGAUGGCAUGCAUUGAGUGACCUGUGCAGUUGGAUUUCCUAUAGAUGUUGGGGUACACCAUGGGAAGACAUCUAGCAUUUGCACAGUCCUGCUUACUUGGACACUUUAGUACUUAGAUGUGAACUUUUUGGAAAACACGUGCCCUUCCCAAUGGUGAGGAUGGAUAAUCCAAGUAAUGAUUCUUUGUCCAACCCUGUGUAGCUUUUGGACCUACUCCCUAAUGUAUUUGGCCUGUAAUAUGCCUAUCCAGGGAGAGAGCUGGGGUGAACAGGGUAAGUGGGCACAUGGCAGAGAAUAUAGUGGGCAUAAUCCAUUAUUGUUUUUGAGCUCAGGCCCAAGAGAAAAAACAGCCUUUUUAUGGAUUGUAUCUCACUCUAGAUAACCAUAAAAAUAUUCAAAAGAAGUUCUCUUUUCAGGAAGAAUAAAGGGGCAACAGUAACGCUAUGCUUCGCUGUCUGUAAACAAGGCACUUCUAAGAUUUUUUAUUGUAUGUUCUCUGGCAUAAAGCUCCAAUGAGGAAGCUGUUUUUCCUUGGACCAUUUAUAUUUGUGGAGGCAGUAGUGUUCUUAGGUUACCCUUGAAGCUUAUGGUGGCACCUUCACAUUUUCCAGACUCCAAAUGCCAGCCAGUGGCACGCCAGAAGCUUGGUUGAUUAACACUUCUUAGUAUAAUACAGUAAAGUAAUUACUUUUUGUGUUUCUAUACUGCAGGUUCAAGUGUACUGUAUUUUGAUUGAUUUUUUUGUUCUGUCAAUAUACUAAUUAAAAACAUCAAAGCCAA
Messenger RNA from Anolis carolinensis (green anole), 5468 nucleotides. It is a transcript of the gene aip, whose product is annotated as aryl hydrocarbon receptor interacting protein. Gene Ontology annotation, molecular function: peptidyl-prolyl cis-trans isomerase activity; protein binding. Lineage: Eukaryota; Metazoa; Chordata; Lepidosauria; Squamata; Anolidae. The transcript has 6 exons. The record is from RefSeq and is a predicted model, not a curated record. Bases 79 to 1071 code for a protein of 330 amino acids.